Messenger RNA from Aspergillus pseudotamarii, 1003 nucleotides. RefSeq names its product LYR motif-containing protein. Bases 490 to 828 code for a protein of 112 amino acids. Lineage: Eukaryota; Fungi; Ascomycota; Eurotiomycetes; Eurotiales; Aspergillaceae. The record is from RefSeq and is a predicted model, not a curated record. Gene Ontology annotation, biological process: iron-sulfur cluster assembly. Gene Ontology annotation, cellular component: L-cysteine desulfurase complex; mitochondrion. The transcript is spliced from 5 exons.
AAAAGAAUUUCCCGCGAACAAGUCAUUCAUCACCUCUACCGUUUAUCGACCUCCCAUAUCAGGAAGCGACUCCUGAUUUACUCAUACUUGUCUGGUGAUACGGCUGUACUCUCCAAGCCCUGAAUAGGCGCUAUCCGAUUUUCAUUUCCCGCGGAAAGUGUGACUUUCCUCUCAACGCCACCUCCGGUUGCGGUGUUCAUGUGGCUCAACACCUUGUGAAUAGCUUCUUGGAAUUGAUAUUAUCACUUCGUUAUCGUUGUCCCGGUAAAUUCCUGGCUGAUCGUAUUGUGAUUGACAAUCGCAUUCACCCACUGUUCAAACCCCCGAGUUUUAAACGUCCGGGUUAGCGGCUUGAAGCGCUAGAGCCGAAGACAAAUACGUCUUAGGAUCUACCAAACACUAUCCGAUUGAGCCUGCGAUUUUCUUUUUGCUCACUAUUCUUGUUAUUACCCCCCCACCUCUGCUCUUAGCACUAUCAAGCUAGUCAUCAUGUCUGUACCGGCACUACAGCGGGACACUGCCUUCCAGGUGCGAUCUUUGUUUCGCUCCUUGCUCCGUCAGUCGUCCCAGUUCUCUAAUUAUAACUUCCGCGAGUACGCCCGUCGGCGGACGAGGGAUGCUUUCCGUGAACAUCAACGGGAGACGGAGGAUAGGAGGAUACAAGAGUUGAUCCAGGAUGGUUUACAGAAUUUGCGGAUGAUGAAGAGGCAAACCGUCAUCAGUCAGUUCUAUCAAAUGGACAGACUGGUUGUUGAAGGCCAGAAGACGGGUAAGCAAACUGGAAAGGAAGGGGAUAUUGUUCGCCAGAAGGAUACUGGUUGGGAUUAAUUGAGACCAAAAAGAUCACGAACAAGCGGUUGAAACACCACAGGAGGUUCGGGAAGAGACUUGAUUUUCCAUUCUAAUGGGAAUAGAGAGGAUGAUGUGAUCUAAUCCAAUAGACUCGAGGUGUUUCUUGUAUUAUUAAUGAAACUGUUACAUUGUAGGUAGCGCAGUCUCUUAU